This is a messenger RNA of Myxocyprinus asiaticus (Chinese sucker), 12668 nucleotides long. Its product is annotated as gastrula zinc finger protein XlCGF8.2DB-like. The record is from RefSeq and is a predicted model, not a curated record. NCBI's taxonomy places the organism in Eukaryota, Metazoa, Chordata, Actinopteri, Cypriniformes, Catostomidae. Gene Ontology annotation, molecular function: DNA-binding transcription factor activity, RNA polymerase II-specific; RNA polymerase II cis-regulatory region sequence-specific DNA binding. The transcript is spliced from 2 exons. The coding region runs from base 8559 to 9575 and encodes 338 amino acids. Gene Ontology annotation, biological process: regulation of transcription by RNA polymerase II. Gene Ontology annotation, cellular component: nucleus.
GUGUGUGUGUGUGUGUGUGUGUGUGUGUGUGUGUGUGUGUGUGUGUGUGUGUGUGUGUGUGUGUGUGUGUGUGUGUGUGUGUGUGUGUGUGUAAGUAAUCCAGUCCAGCCCCAGAAAUGGUUCUUGAACAAGUUUACUCUUUAGCCUCCAUUUGUAUGUUGCAAAAUGAUCAAUAUGAUAAUAGUAAUAGCCUAUGGUAAUAUGUUAUAUUUUACUGUAUAUUCAAAAAUAACAAAAUUAGUUAAAAUGAAAUAUUGUAUAUAUUUAUUUGAUGAAUACAAAUGGACAUAAUGCAGCCUUACACAUGAGUUCCUUUGCACUACUAGUCACCUAGCUCAGACAAUGCACUGACUGGUCAAUUGAUAGUUUUAAAUUGAUAGUUUUGCACAUUCCUACCUUUUACCUGUAAAUUAUAAAUUACAUAGUGAAACUAUUGUCAUUUUAGACACAGCUGUUCUUCAAUAGACAUUUCUUUCUGAGAAAAAGGAGUUAGAUUUUUUUAAAUAUUUUUAAGAAGUUUUUAUAUCAAAACAUAAAAUCGCAAUAUCACAAUACAUAUUGAAUCGGCAAGGAAAUAUCAUUGUAAUAUCGAAUGGGCAACAAUCAUCCAUGCGAUAAUCUAAUAAGCCAAUCGUGUGGAAGCAGUGCAGUGCAUAAAGUCAUGCAGAUAUGGGUCAGAAACUUAUAUUCACAUUAACCAUCAGAAUGGGGGAAAAAAUUUGGGCUGGUUUGAGUAUUUCUGUAACUGCUGAUCUCCUGGGAUUUUCGCACACAACAGUCUCUAGAAUUUACUCCGAAUGCUGCCAAAAACAAAAAACAUCCAGUGAGUGGCAGUUCUGUUGACGGAAAUGCCUUGUUGAUGAGAGAGGUCAACAGAGAAUGGCCAGACUGGUUUGAACUGACAAAGUCUACGGUAACUCAGAUAACCACUCUGUACAAUUGUGGUGAGAAGUAUAGCAUCUCAGAAUGCUAUUCUAAGUAAAUAAACAUAUCAACAAUAAUUACUUUAAACAGAGAAUAAAGACACUCAGACCAAAAAAAAAACAAAAAACAUUCCAAUAUCUUCGUACAUAAAUGUAUAAAUGAAAAACAUCCAAGAAAAGUAAAAAAAAAAUAAUAACAAAUAAAAAUAAUAAUUAGUGUUUUCCUUAUUAUUCUAACUGCAGCUCAUGAUUAUUUAUAAAUUCCAAAAAUAAACCCGUUUAAGGUAUAAGAUAUUUUUUCAAUUGAUAAGCAGGCUGAUAAUUCUCUUAGCCAUUGGCUAAUUGAAGGGUGGCAGAUAUUUUUCCAGUACAUGGAAAUUAAUCAGUAAGCAUGUAGCAAACAUAAACCUAACAACUUAGCUUCAUGUUUCUUCAAUUUCAGAUUUAUGGGAAAUAUACCUAAAAUGCAAAGUUUGGGACGCAGGAGACCUUUUUUAUUAUUAUUAUUAUUAUUAUUAUUUUAGAAAUUAUAUCAAUUACUUCUUUCCAGAACUGUUGUAUUACUGUACAAUUGCAGACACAGUAAAUUAAGUUACCUUUAGAUACAUUGCAUUUGAUACAAAUAUCAGAUAUAUUAGAGUUAAACUUGUUUAAUUUUUCUGGGGUAAUGAAUGUUCUCAUUAUCCAGUUGUAUUGUGUUAAUUUAUGUCUGGUGUUGAUUGACAAUUUUUGUGCUUUUAAGCAGACAAAUCUCCAUUCUUCAUCUGUGAUUUCUAUAUUAAAGUCCUCACACCAUGCACUUCUCUUAGAUUCUGUAGAUAUCUUUGCUUUUCCCAGAAGUUUACCAUAAAUAACAGAUAGCAGUGCCUUAUAAGUGUUUCAUGUUGCUAAUUGUUCUAAUAUUGUUAAUUGUGGAUAUUUUAAAGCAGAUUUUUUCAUAGCAGAGGUAAUAAAACUAAGUAGUUGGAUGAGAUUGGGGAAUGUCAUAAUUUUUUUUCAGGUAAUCAAAAGAAAUAAGAUCUCCAAUCUUACUUACACCCUUGUAGUACCAAAGUUUGAAGCCCAUAUCCUGUUUGCCUAGAAUGAAGUUCCCACUUCGCCAUAUAGGUGAGAAGAAUUAUAUUGUAAAUUGUUCACCCAAUGCCUUAUGUGCUUCAUACCCAACCUCUACAGUAUUCCUAACAAAUGGGUUUUUAGUAUCUUUCAAGAGUGUUUUGAGGGAAUCCGAAUAGAUAUAUAUCAAGACUAUUGGUAUUUUGGGUUUCCAACUCUAUCUGUACCCAAGUUAUAUCUGAGUUUCGGAACCAGAAAAAGGCACCCCUUAACUGAGCUGCCCAAAUUACAACAGCAAAUUGGGCAAUUUUAACCCCCCUCUGUCAUAUGCAAAUAUAACAGUGAUAAAUGUAAUCUUGGGCAUCUAUUGCUCCAAAUAAAAUUAGCCAAGGGUUUCCUCAUAUUUAUAAAGAAGGAACUAGGAGGAGCGAAAGGAAUUGAUUGAAAAAGAUAUCAAAACUUUGGCAAUAUAUUAAUUUUAAUUAUGUUUAUUCAUACAAUUAAAGAAAUAGGGAGAGUUCUCCAUCUGUUAAUGUCUUCUUUCACUUUAUUUAUUGUAGGAUCAUAAUUCACUGAGACUAGUUUGGCUAAUUGAGGAGUAAUAAUGAUACCAAGAUAUCUAAAUCCAUCCACAGAAUUAAUGAGUGACUUAUUUUCUGAUAUAACCUUCCUUCAUUAUAUAGAAAAAGUAUGGAUGAUUUUGCCUCAUUUAUUUUAAUAUUUAAUAUUAUUUAUCUUAAAAAUUUGCUCAAGGUAUUAAUCAGUUCAAUGAGCACUGGAAUAGAGUUUUUGAAAUCUGUUAGAAACAAAAUUGUAUCAUCUGCAAUACGGUGUUCCACGUUCACUAUCUUGAUUCCUUUAAUUUGGGGGUAACUUCUGAUCGAAAUUGCAAAAGGUUCUAAAGCUAGAACAAAUAAUAAUGGGGACAGAGGACAACCCUGGCGAGUUCCGUGAAAUGAUUGAAAUGGUUUUGAAAUUAUGGUUCUGCAUAUAACACUUUAAUCCAAUUACAAAAGGAUCUCCCAAACCGAAUCUAUAAAGUACUUGGAAAAAGAUAUGGCCACUCGACCCUAUCAAAGGCCUUUUCAGCAUCUAGGGACAACAUACAUGUGUCCCUAGAUCCUUCUCUUAAAUAUAGUAAAUUUAAUACACACCUAAUAUUGUGGAAAGCCUGAUGAUUUUUAACAAACCCGCAUUGGUUCACUUCUAUUAAAGAUGGAAGAUACUUCUCCAAUCUUAAUUGAUUCUCGUACAUAAUUUCACCCAUUUCUGUCGCUGCAUUCAUCACCAUUUGCCUGUCGCAGAAAUUCAGAAACUUCAUGAUGAGCACUCUUAGAUGAGCCUUCUCUUGGUAUAAUGGUUUGAAAGACCUGGUCCGAACUCCAGGCAUGAGCUGUCAGUCGACAGCACCUGUAUGUCACCUACCUGUCUAAAUGAGGCUAGAGUCAACAGGAGUGUGGUCUUUCACUAAAGCAGGCAUAUCAGUACAAGGCCCUCCCCUUCGGUCUGUCCCUGUCACCACACGUCUUUACGUAAGUUGCAGAGGCAGCCCUUGCCCCACUAAGGGAAGUGGUCAUCCGCAUCCUCAAUUAUGUCUGACUGGCUGAUUCUAGCUCACUCUCGAGAUUUAUUGUGUGCACACAGGGACCUGGUGCUCAGACACCUCAGCCGAUUGGGACUUCAGGUCAACUGGGAAAAGAGCAAGCUCUCCCCAGUGCAGAGCAUCUCUUUUGUCGGGAUGGAGUUGGACUCAGUCACUAUGACAGCACGCCUCACGAGCAAGUGCACUCAGUUGGUGCUGAAUUGCCUGAAGUCAUUCAGGGCAAGAUCAGUGGUCCCACUGAAACAAUUUCAGAGGCUCCUGAGGCAUAUGGCAUCCUCAGCAGUGGUUACGCCGCUCGGGUUGAUGCAUAUGAGACCGCUUCAGCACUGGCUUCAGACUCCAAUCCCGAGAUGAGCAUGGCGCCGUGGUACGCAUCGUGUGGCUAUCAUGCUGAUCUGUCGCCAUAUGUUCAGCCCUUGGACGGACCUUGCAUUUCUACGGGCAGGGGUUCCCCAUAGAAAUGCCGUGUCAUUGUCACAACAGUGCGGGUUUGUGUCCAAGUUGUCUGCAAUGGGCACGCAGCCUCGGACUCCUGGACAGGACCUCGACUGCAUUGGCAUAUCAACUGCCUUGAGUUACUGGCAGUAUUGCUGGCUCUGCGGAGGUUUUGACCAUUGAUCCAGGGCAAGCACGUGUUAGUCCAGACAGACAACAUGGCGACGGUAGCAUAUAUAAAUUGCCAAGGCGGUUUACACUCAUGUUGCAACUCGGCCACUUCUCCUCCUUUGGAGUCAGCAGUGACUGAAGUCGUUGUGGGCCACUUACAUCCCAGGGGAACUCAGUAGCGGACACGCUGUCACAAAAAGUGAUGCUCAGGGGAGAGUGGAGACUCCACCCCCAGGUGGUUCAGCUGAUUUGGAGUUGAUUCGGCAAAGCGCAGGUAGACCUGUUUGCUUCCCAGGAAUCCUCCCACUGACCACUAUGGUACUCCCUGGCCGAGGCCUCGCUCGGCACAGACACACUGGCACACAGCUGGCCCCGGGGCCUGUGCAAGUAUGCGUUUCCCCCAGUGAGCCUGCUUGCACAGACUUUGUGCAAAGUCAGUGAGGACGAAGAACAAGUCGGUGCUUUCCUUCCUGCAGGAGGGGUUAGAGGGGCGGCUGUCCCCCUCCACCUUAAAAGUGUAUGUGGCCGCCAUAGCAGCACACCACGAUGCAGUAGACGGUAAAUCCUUGGGGAAGCACAACCUGAUCAUCAGUUUCCUUAGAGGCGCCAGGAGGUUGAAUCAUCCUAGGCCAUGCCUCAUUCCCUCCUGGGACCUCUCUGUAGUUUUGCUGGCCUACAGAGAGCCCCGUUUGAGCCCCUAGAGUCAGUUGAGCUAAAAGCCCUCUCAUUGACUGCACUCACUUCCAUCAAGAAGGUUGUGGACCUGCAGGCAUUCUCUGUCAGCGAUACUUGCUUAGAGUUUGGUCCAGCAUACUCUCACGUGAUCCUGAGACCCCGGCCGGGCUAUGUGCCCAAGGUUCCCACUACCCCUUUUAGGGAUCAAUUGGUGAACUUGCAAGCGCUGCCCCGGGAGGAGGCAGACUCAGCCUUGUCAUUGCUGUGUCUGGUAUGCACUUUGCGUGUUUACUUAGACUGCACAGAGAGCUUUAGUUGCUCUGAGCAGCUCUUUGUCUGUUUUGGGGGACAGCAGAGGGGGAAGGCAGUCUCCAAACAGAGGAUUGCCCACUGGAUUUUGGAAGCCAUCACUUUGGCAUACCAGGCCCAGGGCACGCCGUGCCCCCUGGGAGUACGAGCACACUCUACUAGGAGUGUGGCAUCCUCCUGGGCCCUGGCGAACGGUGCCUCUCUAACAGACAUCUGUAGAGCAGCAGGCUGGGCGACCCAUGUGCUUGCAGGUACGAACAGGUAAAUAUGCGGGCAGCUGGCUGGGUGUACCACUUGCACUUAGUGCCUUUCCCCUCCCUGAGGGGAUAAUGUGUGCUUUUUUCAUCCACGUGAGUUCCCGGAACCGGUGAACCCUGGAUGUCUUUCCUCCCCCAGCACUUUGCAGCAGGCGAAAUCGGCAGAGGAAUUCGAUACCAGGCCCAGUACUCAUGAAGUAUGCCCUGUCAGGUCAAGCCCUGUUCUUGGGAUAGGUGCUCCAUAUGUGGUGGUUCCCUGUCGGUAAUCCCAUAUGAGGUAUUUUCCACGUUAUGGUUUCCCUGACAGUAAACCCGUGUCUUCCCUUGGGCAUAGUUCUGCUCUGCCACCAGUCGCUGUGCUUGUGGAGCUCCUCCCCUCCAAGUAGGACCUACCGCAGGGACUCCUUUCCAUAUGUGGUACUUCCCAGCGGGUAAGUCCAUGUGAUGUGCUCUCCACAUGUUAACCUUCCUUCGGGCAGGAUGUGGUCUCUGCGGUGUCCUUUCUCCAUGGGGAAAGGAACAACUUCCCCGGCGCGAAUACAUCUUGGUCCCAGCUAAGUGAAUUUAUUUUUUUAUUUUUUUAAAGAGAAAAGGUCAAAAUAGCUGGUGCGGCCUAUUCCCACUGUAAGCACGUCUUGUCGCCCCAACCCAUUGGGGUACGAGGGACUAUGCGACUUAUGUGGUGCGUUGGGAAGGUUACAAUGGGGCUGUGUGCACAUGUUACUAGGCACACGGUAGGCUGCCUGCACCUGCACUGCCGAUCCACGUAACAAAGUUCAGCUGGUUGUGACAUUUUGUUGUGUCUACAUCGAUACAACAUUGAGUGAGUGACAGAUAGAGAACAUCUUGGUUACUAUUUUAACCUCCGUUCCCUGAUGGAGGGAACAAGAUGUUGUGUCCCUCCUGCCACAUCACUGAACUACCCACUGAAAUGGCUGGGACUCUGUCUCGGCUCCUCAACACAAACCUGAAUGAGUAGAUGCAAGCCGUCUCCUUUUAUACCCAUAUGUCCGGGGGAGUGGCAUGCAAAUUCCACUCGCCAAUUCUCAUUGGCCUUUUCUCAAAUAUCAGAGGUGUUUGGGGCUCCCAAGUUCAACCCCUAGUGUCACUACAUCGACACAACUUUUCGUUCCCUCCAUCAGGGAACAGAGAUUACAGUAGUAACCAAGACGUUGUUUUAGUUGUUAAUUAUCAUAAUAAUAACAAUAAAUCAGUAUCAAAAUUUAUAAUUCUAUUAAUAAUAACUACUGAAGUGAAUAUUAAUCAUGUAUUUCACUGAAUUCAUCCAUCUGUGAAUCACAGUAAUGUCAUUCUAAUCUGAGGUAAACCGUUGGUUCUCCCUUUGACUAAAAGCCAUUGCGAGCAAACUGACAGUUCAUCACGACCACAACUAGGGGUGAAAAUACGACAGUCGGACAUGAAUGAAUCCCUUAAGGGAUGUUGUAAAGCGGCUCGAGUGUUUUAAUCAUACACUGAAAUCCAAAUUGUUCAUCAAUGGAUUAGGGCAACAUAACUUUGGCAUUGAGCACCCCAAGCGCUUUAGUUAUUGUUCUAGGUCUGUCCGAAUUAGCACUUAGUGCCUGCUUAAAAACGGUAGGGAGUGUGUGCAGUUUUGGCUCACCUUUGACCCAUCUUCCCUGGGUGAUGUCAGUGUAAAUUAUUAAUCACAUAUCACUGACAAGCGAUGUCUGCAAACAGUGAAUGUUUUGUAAAUGGUUUUUGACCAUCGAUGUAAUUGACUGCAAAAAGAAAACGUUUCCAGAAAGGAGACUUGAAUGACACAGUAGGCUUCUCUAUCAGCUACUUCUUUUCUCUGCCUGCCAUUUUCUUUUUUUUCUUUUUCUAUCCUUUUCUCCCCAAUUUGGAAUGCCCAAUUCCCAAUGCGCUCUAAGUCCUCGUGGUGGUAUAGUGACUCACCUCAAUCCAGGUGCCGGAGGACGGAUCUCAGUUGCCUUUGCGUCUGAGACCUCAAUCCAUGCAUUUUAUCAUGUGGCUUGUUGAGCGCGUUACCGUGGAGACAUAGCACAUGUGUAGGCUUCACGCCAUCCACCACAGCAUCCAUGCUCAACUCACCACAUGCACCACCUAAAACGAACCACAUUAUAGUGACCACGAGGAGGUUACCCCAUGUGACUCUACACUCCCUAGCAACUGGGCCAAUAUGGUUGCUUAGGAGACCUGGCUGGAGUCACUCAGCAUGCCCUGGGAUUCGAAUUUGCGAACUAGUGAACUCCAGGGGUGGUAGCCAGCGUCUUUACCACUGAGCUACCCAGGCUCCUUAAUCAGGCUUUUUAACAAGUAUCUUCAUCGGCCUUGAGAAGUGUCCAUCAAAACCGCGUGUCCCACCCUUAUGUUUUGAAGAGCUUUGACUAAUUUACCUCAGCUGUCCGGCUGUUGCUUGAAGCUGGAUUAGGUCUGCUGAUCUAUAUCACCACCACCAAGGUAAAGUAUCUCCUCUUGUUCUUGAAAACAGUGUUAAAAUAUGUACAAGUUAACUUAACAUUCUAAUGACAAAAAAGCUAAUUCUGACAGGCAAUUUAAUGCACUGGACCCAGAUAAUGCGCCUCGAAACCAACCACUCAACAAACAGACUAGAAACCCUAGUCAUAAAAUUGAUUUCGAUCUAAAAUAGUAAGUGAAAGUUCAGAUUAUAUCCAAAAAUAAAUUUUAUAGCAAUCGAUAACCUACAAACUGAGUUCUGGGAACACGAACAGUUAGACUGGAGCCUGUAACUGAACAUGCACCAUUGGAACCCAUGAUAAGAAAAACUGUGUAUGUCUGCGUUCACUAACAAAAAUCCAAGUUCAAUUAAAAUAUCGAACAGGUCAUUAACAGAUGUGUAAUGAUAGAAUUCUGUUUAUGGGACUAAUGGUGAUUAAUUGUUAUUUUGACUCAUUUCGUUUAUGAGAGUUUUUCCAUGCUCUUGAAAAAUUAAUUUUUUUGGAGAUACUGUCAGGGCUUUUCAUUAGAAUGUGACGAUAUAUUAAGGAAUCUGGUCCUUUUUCUUUGGCAGAUCUUCUCCUCCAUACUACACAGUGAUCGUAAUUCACCCCUGCAGUGAAAAAAGGUGGAAUAUAAAGAGGAACAACACCAAGUGUAACCACUGAAAUCUACUGACAUACUAUUACAAAAAUGAAGUGUGUUAAAGAGGAGCAUGAAGACAUCAGUAUUACAGAAUCAUGCAGAAUGAAACAUGAAGAUACUGAAGAACAAAGAGACUUGAUGGAAGUAAAAGAAGAAAGUCAAGAACUGAAUGACACGGAGGAGAAACACCAUCAGUAUCAUACAUUUGAUAAUUUCAUCACUGGUGAAGAAUCUUCUAGUGGCUCAAAGACUGAAAAUAAUUUCUCACAGAAAAUAACUCUAAAAACAAAAUCCAAAAAUUAUUUCUCCUGCUCUCACUGUGGAAAAAUGUUUGCACAAAAAAGAAACCUUAACGCUCACUUAAAGCUUCACACUGGUGAGAUGCCCUUCACAUGCCAUCAGUGUGGAAAGAGUUUCCUACUAAAAGGAAACCUUGGCAAUCACUUAAAAAUUCACACUGGAGAGAAGCCUUUCUCAUGCUUUCAAUGUGGAAAAGGUUUUGCAGUUAAAAGAGACCUUAAGUGUCACAUGAGAAUUCACACAGGAGAGAAGCCUUUUACAUGCCCUCAAUGUGGCAAGAGUUUCACGAAGAAAGGACAGCUUGAUGUUCACAAGAAAAUCCAUUCUGGAGAAAAGCCCUUCUCCUGCCAUCAGUGUGGAAAGAAUUUCAGAGAGAAAGGAGAUCUUAAGCGUCACAUGAGAAUUCACACUGGAGAGAAGCCUUUCACCUGCUCUCAAUGUGGAAAGAGUUUCACACAAGCAGCCCAUCUCACAGUUCAUCUGCACUAUCACUCUGGAUUUAAGCCAUUUAACUGUGAUCAGUGUGGAAAGAAAUUUACAGUGGCAUCACAGCUAAAGGUACACAUGACAACUCACACAAAUAAGAAGCCUCACGUGUGUUCUUUUUGUGGAAAGAGUUUUGCUAACUCGGGACACCUGAAAGCACACGAGAGAGUGCACAGUGGAGAAAAGCCAUUCACAUGCAUUUCAUGUGGGAAGAGUUUCACCCAAUUAAGUAGUCUAAAGACUCAUUUAAAAAAGCGUUGCCCAAAAUUGUCAUUGUGAACAAAGUUCAUUUCAGGGUCAACACUUAUUUAAUGUAACAACUUCAGUCAGUUCACUAGAUCUGUUUGAAAGUAAUAAAAUCAUUUAUUAGAACAAAAAAUAAUAAAAUGCAUAAAUGAGAGGUAUCUACCAUAUUUGAUGUCAUUAGAUUGACAGGACUAACCUUUAGCAGAUCGCAUAUAAAGUGAAAUUAUAUAUGACAUAAGACCUUAUCUUUCAUUUCCAUUUAGUAAUUUAGCAGACACUUAUCCAAAGCGACUUACAAAUUAGGAACAUAGCAAGCAAUUUGUCAUUCAACAGUCUGCCGUGUUGCACUGUCAGGUUCUUAAAGUUGCUGGAGUAGUAUAGAAGCUAGUGUAGAAGGAAUAGACAUACAAGAUUUUUUAUAUUGUUAAAUAUUAAGAGUUCAUUUAGUGUGGAUGGUUAAGUGCUCUCGGAAUAGAUGUGUUUUCAGCUGGUUCUUGAAUGUUGUGAUGGUUUCAGCAGAUCAUGUGGAGAUUGGAAGCUCAUUCCACCACAGAGGAAGAGAAAGUGAAUGAUCGUGAGUCCUGAGUGCCUUGGACUACUAGAGCAUCUGAACAGAAUACCCAUAAUCCAAAGAGCACCAUUGGGAAUUGUUAUACACCCAAGUAGCAAUUCUUGCAUGCUGUGUUUGACUGUAAUCAUGAAAUAGACUUUGUGCCUCUGUGACGGGACCAUCGGGUGCUGCUCGUUCAUUGAUCACAGAGAGUGAGUUGGGACAUAGACCUGGAGGAGUGAAUUGAAGUAAGAGGGUGCUGUUCCAAAGGCUGUCCUGAAGGUCAGAGUCAAAGCCUCAAAUUUGAUGCGGGCAGCUACAGGUAGCCAGUGCAGUGACAUCAAGAGUGGGGUGACGUGAGCUGUCUUUGGUUGAUUUGUCUUUGGCUGACGCACUGCUGCAUUGUGGAACAUCUGCAGUGGCUUAAUCGAGUUAGCUGGGAGGCCGGCUAGAAGAGCACUGCAGUAGUCCAGUCUUGAAAUGACCAGAGCUUGGACCAGGAGCUGUGCAGCAUAUUUAGACAGGAAAGGUCUGAUUUUCCAAAUGUUGCACUUUCAUGGUGCAAAUGACAAAACUGCUUUAACAACACCUUGUUUUACUUCGAGAAAUAGCCUUUAUUUCUUCUAUGUGUUUUGAACUGCCUCUUUCCUCUCACUUCAUCACAGUCUGUUGAUGCAUUCGGCCUCUGUCACCAGCAGCUCAUGGAUCUCUUCGAGGCUAUCACUCACUGCCACAUCCCUGAUAAUCCAUUCUGUUUAAAUGCUUUGAUCUAAUACAGCCGGCAACUGAUUGAGAUUUUCAGUAUAGAAACGCAUACAUAUUCAUGUGGAAGCACAAGAAAUGUAACGCAUUCUGGGAGGAGCGGAAAAUGAGUGCCUGGACUGUGGCCGAAGCGGGGCUGAGUGCCAUCUUGUGAAAUGCACUACUCCCUCCAGUGAAAUUCUGAUCGCUACGCUCAGCUCGCAUACUUUGACAGCCGCAAGACUACGCAGAAUGCUGUGGGUGCACGUUAUAUGUCAGGAUUGUUGGGAAAACGUGCUUGGUAAAUUAACUAAUGACCUGUGGCUUGCACAUUUUCAUGUGUAACGUCGCACAUUUGAUGUUUAUGCAAGAAACUGCGACUGCUAUUUUACCGACAAUAGCACAACCAUGCAGUUAUAGAUUAGAGACAUUCAGAUCAGCUUGAUUUCUGGUCAGUUCGUCUGUUAAAAAUAAAAAAAGAAGCUUAUUGGUCACUUGAAGAGAACACAAGAGCCCGCUCCAACAAUAGAACGAUUUUUUUUUCUGUCAUGCUUGAUGUCCUUUUCCAGGUGCUGGAACCAUUAACUCACCAGGGAGUCCUGACGGUCAAGUGAUUAACGACCUCCCGCUGGCAGAUGCUAAUGCAUGAUCCAUCUCUCACCUACUGGCCGUUGAUUAUGUUGAUGAAGCUAGCACCUGAAAAUCACUGGAAAAAAAUCAGCUACUGUGAUGCUGUCUGAAGGGACAACCGCAGGCGAUCUUGGAUGGCUUUUAGGAGAGAUGGGGACUCCCUCAAUGUGCCAGAGCUAUUAAUGGUUCCCAUAUCCCGGUCACUUCCUGUGAUGAUGCAAAGGACUAUUUUAAUUGUAAAGAAAGUUACUCUAUCAUAUUAUAGCGGAUGUAAAUAAGCACUACUGGUGAGUAAAGUUACACCAUAACACAUAUACAUAAAUAUGAACGAACAGCUAGGCUAUUUGUAUAUCCCAGUAAGGUAGCAAGUCCGUUUGUUGACUUGUUUGUCAUCGAUAGGUUUACCAAUUACCAAUCACUUUUACUUGAGCUAAAGUUGCCGAGGGUUGUGGUUCAAUACCUCAUUUGUGUCUUUCUGUUUCUCUGUGUAGGUCACCUGGUAAAUUUAAGGUGUACAGGUCCCUAUUUUGCUUCUAGGCGACCAUGCAUACCCUCUCUUGAGUUGGCAGAUGAAGGGAUUUCCAGACAAUUGACAUCUAACCAGAGAAGAGAGGCUCUUCAACUACCGACUGAGUCAUGCACACAUUACUGUUGAAUGUGCUUAUGAAGGGCUAAAGGGGAGAUGGAGGUGUCUGCUGAAGACGGUGAAAGUGAGCAAAGUGACAAAAAUGCCCCCUAAAUUCAAAAUGUAGGAGCAAAAAAUGCCCCCACAAUGAAUUCCUCAAUUUAGGCCUAAUUGUACAUAUUAUUACAUAAAGUAUAAGCUGAUAUCGAUUGAAUUUCAUGGGUAAGAGGUAAUCAAUUCUCAAUCUAGUUAUUUAUAUUGAGAAUUUAUGUUAAUCACGGGCAUGACCCCUCACUUUCAAUAAAACCAAAGUCCAUCCCCCACACUUUUUCACAGGGCAAAUGUGUUUAAGCUGUGUCUUUCAUACAGCAAAUGUCUAAAUGUGUAAAGCAAAAGUUAAAAUUCACUGGUCAAUCAUGUAAUUAAUUAAAUAAAAAAAAAAAGAUCAAUUGAGAGCCUUAAAAAUAUACCUUAUAUAUUUGUUUGUCUUGCGCUAAUCUUUCUGUCCUCCUCACUUUUGAAAUGAUUGCUACGCCCCUGAUGUUAAUUGUUUGAUUAAAUGUAAUUAUUUGACAUAAAA